Molecule: messenger RNA, 1465 nt
Organism: Hibiscus syriacus
Lineage: Eukaryota; Viridiplantae; Streptophyta; Magnoliopsida; Malvales; Malvaceae
Exons: 2
Coding region: 14-694 (226 amino acids)
Source: RefSeq, a predicted model, not a curated record
UUGUUUUUGAAAGAUGGGAAAAAUGGGAUUCAUGCUCUAUCUAGACACAGUUUUGAUCCCCUUUAGUCUCUUCCUCACAUUGGGUUACCAUGCCUAUCUUUGGAAAACCUUCGAGCAAAGACCCUCUUCCACCAAAAUCGGACUCGAAAAGUUACACAGAGAAUUUUGGUUUCGCGACAUCAAACAGGGUGAUGGUAAGAAAGGUAUGUUGGCGGUCCAAAGCUUGAGAAACACUCUAAUGGCCACCAUUCUCUCUGCUUCGAUAGCCAUUCUUGUUAACUUAGCAUUGGCGGCCUUGACCAACAAUACAUACAAUGCCAGCCACCUUUUCAACAGCGAAAUCUUCGGGUCACAAUCCGAAAGGAUCUAUGCUCUCAAGUACGGUUUGGCGUCGUUGUUUCUAUCGAUUAGCUUCUUAUGCAGUUCCAUGUCUGUCGGAUUUCUGAUCGAUGCUAAUUUCUUGAUAAAUGCUGUUUCCCUUGACGACGAUCGAUUCUCAUAUGAUCCGUAUUCCUACACACAAACCAUAUUCGAACGAGGGUUCAGUUUCGCUUUUGUUGGAAACCGGGUGCUCUGUGUUGCGUUUCCGAUAUUGUUGUGGAUGUUUGGUCCGUUGCCGGUGGCACUGUCAUCGGCGGCACUGGUUUGGGGAUUGUAUGAAUUUGACUUUGCGCCUGCUAAACAAAUUUCCUGAACCGAUCGAAACAACUACAGCGUCAGGUAGCCUUGAAAAUUGACUAUGACCUUGAAAAUUGACUAUGACCAACAAUGUCCACGUUCUCAGAAGAGGAAGAAUCGUUCAAGAAAGAAAAAUAAUCACUCGUUUGGUUCUCAUCGGCCAAGUGUAUGGCUGCUUUAUUGUAAUCUCUCCUCUUUAUAUAUGGCUGACAAUUGCAAGGAAAAGUAUGUUUUAGACAUAACCCCCCCCCCCCCCCCAAAACACAAAUCCCGUGUUUGCUAGCUCGUACCGUUAAAGCCAUGCUUGAGUAAAACUCUGGAAAUCAGUUGGAGGUUGCUCAUCCUCACCAGGGGCAAGGCAAUCAAUCAGCUUGAGGGCUGUGCUUUGUUUUUGUAGCUUAUAAACCAUACUGCAAUGUAACGGUGUUUAUCCAUACUAGUUGAAACUUUGUGUUUUAGACUGUGAUAUUUCUUGAUGGGGAUUUAGGGUUUGCAUUUUCAAAUUGGAAAUGCACAUGCCCCCGUCUUUGAUUGCCACACCUCCCACAUCGCCGUCAAAUUUGCUGCUAUUGAGUUCUUGAAGAACGAAGAUGCAAGAAUGGAGAAGAUGGUUCCGACAAGUCCAUGGAUAUGGAAGCUUUUUCAUAAAGGAGGGUCAAAAGAUCAGUCAAAAUGAUGUGAUGCAGUGGUUAACUCACCACAUCAUCAGCUGGUUAUUCCCGAUAACAGCUCCAAAGAUUUAAAGAACAGUCCGAUGCCGUAAUAUCGUCUGCUAUAUAUCGAUAAU